This is a messenger RNA of Maniola jurtina (meadow brown), 4483 nucleotides long. RefSeq names its product chaoptin-like. Gene Ontology annotation, molecular function: protein binding. Lineage: Eukaryota; Metazoa; Arthropoda; Insecta; Lepidoptera; Nymphalidae. Bases 161 to 3862 code for a protein of 1233 amino acids. The transcript has 6 exons. The record is from RefSeq and is a predicted model, not a curated record.
GGAGUGGAUGUGUCCGUUGCUGGGGUUAAUUUGUGUACUUUCGUACCAAAGUCUACGUGUACGGAUGCGAGUGAUCAAAAGUUUUGUGAACUUAAAAAAAUGUUUUUGAGUGUGCUCAGGGGUGAUUGUGGAAACGCGGUGUGAAACUGUAAGGAGUGCGAUGCGGUGGGGCUGGCGGUACGCGGAGUGCGGGCCGCUGCUGCGCGCGCUGGCGCUGCUCGCGCUGGUGCCGCGCGCCGCCGCGCCCGCCGCGCGCGCCUGCGCCGCCAACCCGCUGUGCGUCUGUCGCGGCGACCACUUCGCCUGCGACUUCGUGCCUUUUCACCGGUUUCCUGAUACUGAGGCGGGCGCGGCGCACGUGGCGGUGACGGGCGCGCGGCUCGCGGCUCUGCGCGACGCGGCGCUGGACGCGCGGCCCUUGCGCACGCUCGUGCUCGUUGACUCCAAACUGCAUCACGUCGACGCACAUGCCUUCGCCUCGAUGACGGCGAGCCUGGCAUCGUUGGACCUUAGCUACAACGAGUUCACAGAGGUGCCUGUCGCGGCGCUGCGACAUCUGAAGGUGCUGAACUGGCUCAACCUGCAAAACAACUACAUAAGCGAAUUAGAUCCGCACAUGGAUUGGGGUGGCCUCACAGAAUCUUUGAGCACCUUGUCCCUCAGCAACAACCACAUAUGCGUACUGCACGAAGGUGCCUUAACCUCUUUGCGCCAUUUGGUGCAGCUAGAGUUAGAUGGAAACCGGUUGAGGCACCUGCAUUCUACCGCAUUGCCUCCUUCGCUUGCAAUUCUGCGCCUAUCUGAUAAUCUCCUAACAGAUCUGCCCUGCAAGGUGCUGCUUCUCCUUCCACGCUUGAGGCAUCUGCAUCUACGAAACAACAUGCUCCAACCAAUCUCAAACUCUACGUGUCGAAACGAUCGGUCCAAAAUAGACUCCCUCGAUUUGAGUCACAACGAACUCAGCGACAACUUCCACUUCGAGUUCCAUCACAACCUUCAGUUAAAGCAGCUUAUAUUAGACUUGAAUGACUUUACUAGUGUCCCUUCGUUUGUCUUAAAUUGCGGACGGCUUGAGAAGCUGUCGAUUUCUUACAAUAAUCUAAAACACUUAUCAGAUGCGACGGUUUACGUUCUCAAGCAGAGCUUGGAGAGGUUAGAGUUAGAUCAUAACGAGUUGACAGCUCUACCAGACAGUAUGCGCGAGUUGGAACAACUUCGCCACUUAUCUUUAGCAUACAAUCAACUCGAAGAUCUCAAAGAGUUACCUCCUAAUUUACACUCCCUAUCUCUCGCUGGGAAUUUUCUACUUACGUUUCCUAGUGGUUUGCGGAAUCUCAACCCCGUAUCACUAAAUUACUUGGAUCUGGGGUAUAAUCGGAUAUCGUAUGUAGUAGCUGACCACUUCGAUGCGUGGUCUGAAGCGUUAACUACGCUGAGUCUACGUGGGAAUAGGCUGGCACAUCUUAAUUUAGGAUCUUUUCCUCCACUUCCUUUAAGGGAAUUAGUGUUAAGUUUUAACGACCUGUACUAUGUAGAGGCCGGUGUGUUCUCAAACUUAACAGAGUUGAGGAUCCUGGAGCUGUCAUCGGCGCUGUUUAGCGGUGAGAUUUCCACCGGCUCGUCUUCUGCAGCUCUCACGUGGCUCAAUUUAGACAACAAUAACAUUCAUUUAGUCUCCUCAGAGGACUUGCUCAACUUUCCAUCGCUGGAGUAUCUCAACUUAGAUUUUAAUAAAAUAAUAGAAUUUCCGAGCGAAACGAGCAGAGCGAACGUUUCAUACAAAUUGAAGGAAUUAAGGCUGUCGUACAAUUAUGUAAGCAGAAUAAAUUCGGAGUUUCUCGAGGAGUUGUCGGAAUUACAAAGCGUGGAUUUGUCCUACAAUCGCAUGCAGAAUAUAAGCGAACGAGCAUUUUCUAAUUUACGGAACUUGGUAUAUUUAAAUUUAGCCGGAAAUGUCGUCGAGCUCGUUGCCGAUGAGGCGUUCGUCGAUUUGCCGAAAUUAGAAGUAUUGAAUUUGCAAGAGAAUAAUUUAGCAGAAUUUUCUACGAGAUGCUUUAUAAAUGUAUCAAAUAAGGACAUGAAUUUUGCGGUGAACGUGAGCUACAAUAGAAUAACGACUCUUUCCGGGGGAAAGACGGUUUCUAUAAAUAUUUUAGAUUUAUCACAUAACCUUUUGGAGAUUAUAUCGCGGGAUUUUUUUGACUCGCUCGGAGAGCACGUGAGGCAAAUCAUUCUUUCUCACAACAAUCUCCUAUUGAUCGAUACAUUCGUAUUUAGCACUCUUCCAAAUUUAAAUAUUCUGAAUUUACAAAAAAAUAACAUAAAUAUGGUCAAACGUCGGGUGUUCUCAGAGAUGCCUUCCUUGCAAAUCUUGGACCUGUCCAGCAAUCACAUCGCGCAGCUGUCGGCGGAACAAUUCCACAGUCUGCACAGAUUACGUCUACUUAGGUUAGAUAGCAACAGACUACGCGCAUUACCUCGGGAUGUGUUCAAGAAUACUCUGCUAGAGUACUUAGAUCUGAGCAACAAUCAUUUGUCCCUUUUCCCAAGCAGUGCACUCGCACAAGUAGGUUUCACUCUACGCCGUCUCGAGCUAUCUCACAAUAAAAUCGAGUACCUGGAUGUGGCUAUGUUUCAUUCCACCGCAUUUUUACACGAACUGGGACUCUCACAUAACGCCCUGACAGUUCUAUCAGACAACACCCUCGCCGGUCUACCUCGGUUACGUCGCCUUGACCUUUCGUAUAACUCAAUUAAGACUAAUUUCAAGGAGCUUUUUCACAACGUUCCACGUCUACGACACUUGUCUUUAGAAAGCACAGGCCUUAAAACUACUCCUCAUCUUCCCCUCGCAAACCUAACUGAGCUCAAGCUAAGCAACAACUACAUAUCCUCGUACAGCGAGAGUGAUGUUCGACAUCUCUCCAACUUACGAGCUCUAGACAUAUCUGGCAAUAAAUUUACUUUGCUACGACCUGCAAUGUGGGCAGCGCUACCUUACUUAAUAUCACUCGAUGUAUCACGGAAUCCUAUUGUAAGAAUGCAGCGUGGCUGUUUUGAUGGAUUAGAUCGAUUGUUGCAUCUAAGGACGGAGCAUCUUCGAUAUUUAGAGACGAUUGAGCCGCGAGUUUUUCGAUCGUUGGCGUCUUUAAGGUCGCUCGUGUUAGAAUCACCUGCAGGGAAGGAUAGGGAGGUUCCGAUAGCGGAAAUAGUGUCAGUCAUACCUCACUUGGAGUCACUAGUGGUGCAGGUACGUCGGGAGUGGUUGGAUACCCAAUUGCUUCGGUUGCACGCACCGAAGCUUCGUGCGGUAGAAGUGCGUGGUGCGGCGUUGGAACGCGUGUCUGCUUCGGCCUUCUCCUCGUUGGGUCAUCAACGCGCACUGUCGCUGCGACUGUCGUGGUCGCGCGUGUCUGCGCUGCCAGCAGGGCUGCUGCGGCCGUUGGCACGUGUGCCGCAUUUAGCGUUGGACCUGUCCAACAACAGACUUGUUAGCUUCGGGCCUUCAGUUCUCUACCCGAACCAAACUGGUUGGAACCGGUUUGCGACUAAACUUUUGCCAGGUGGUCUUCUGCUGGCUGGCAAUCCACUUCGCUGCGGAUGCUCUGCCUCAUGGGUUGGCUCCUGGCUGAGGCGCUGGACUAGCGAGGUGGGCGGCGGCUCGCGAGGCGCGCGAGAAGCAGCGAGGCGCAGCGUGUGCGUAGCGGGCUCUGGCCCACGUCCCACGCGCCCACUGCUGGACUUAGCUGGUGACGAGGCCGAGUGCCACGCCAGCGCGCUCUCCAGUCACUCACACAGACUAAACAUGCAUAUAUAUAACACUAUACUUGCUGUGAUCGUUUUGCUAAUGUGUGCUAGUUAGUAUAAGUGCUAAAUCAAAAUAUUAACAAAAAAGUGAAACUGUGUAUUUCUGUGUAUACUAAAAGAUACGUGUGCAAGUCAGUAUAAACUUUGAAAUGAAAGAAUUUACGCAUGUUUGUUGCGUGCGUGCUGUUGCUGGUUUGACAAAAUACGUGAAUUUUGAAAACUUUGAUGCGUGAACUUUGGUCCGUGUUGCGGUCAUGGACAUUUGCAAAAAUGAUGUUACAUAAGUUUUGUAAGUUUAUUAAGUAUACUUAAGGUACGAUUUGUACGAAAAAGUUGUAUUAUAGUAUAAUAAGUAGCUGUAUAAGCCUGCAUGUAUUGAGACAUUUGUGAGUAAUAUUCGUAUGGCAACGAAUCUUUAUUACUAAAAAUAUCAGUAAUUUUGUGAUUUCUUAUUAUUUUUUAUUAUUGAAAAUGUUACAAUAAAACCUAAAGCCUUAUCUAAUUACUAUAGAUACAAAUCAUGCCCGUGUGGAAUGGUGCCAAGAAUACUGGCUGCAUUUCCGAGCCUGACAGCCAGGUCGAUCCUUUGGGGGAAAAAAUUGCCAGCUUUCUGUCACCAGAUGAGGAAUGUCUCGUGAAAAAUUUUCGCACUAAGAUUCCAUGUCCUUGAAUUUAU